Silurus meridionalis is the source of this 4047-nucleotide messenger RNA. Its product is annotated as glucocorticoid receptor-like. The transcript is spliced from 12 exons. The coding region runs from base 831 to 3005 and encodes 724 amino acids. Lineage: Eukaryota; Metazoa; Chordata; Actinopteri; Siluriformes; Siluridae. Gene Ontology annotation, cellular component: nucleus. The record is from RefSeq and is a predicted model, not a curated record. Gene Ontology annotation, molecular function: zinc ion binding; steroid binding; sequence-specific DNA binding. Gene Ontology annotation, biological process: regulation of DNA-templated transcription; nuclear receptor-mediated glucocorticoid signaling pathway.
AAAAAAAGGACAGGGUGUACUGCGCAUGCGCGGUCUCGGCUCCAGCAGUUCAAAGUCUCCGCUGUCCGUUCACUUAAUUCUCAUUAACCCAAUAAUACUGCAGCGCGUGAGUCGGUUCUCGUGACGUCAGAGGGCACCGCUUUACCUCCUCGUUCCUUCUACCUGAGCUCGAGCUCACCUGCCGCAUGUCUGGGCGCGUGUGCGUUUCUAACCCGAGCUUUUCGCUUUGCUUUCUCUUCCGUUAGCGCGUGCACUUCGGCCCGUUUCUCCUCCGCAGAACCCGAACUGCGCCACAUUCACCUCCUGCUGUUCUUCUGCAACUUUCCUCCAAACCUGAAACUUUUACACCAGCGAGGGUUUUUUUUAUUAUUAUAAUGAAGUGAUAUAAAUCUAAUGUAAUAAGUAAAAAAAAAAAAAAAACAUGAACGACGGACGAAUUUAUAAUCCCGACUUUUAUUUCUCCGGUUUUUUUCUUGGAGUCUUUCUGUUUGUGGUUUGCAACAAUGUUGCGUCUAAUCUGAUAUCGGAUCUUUGAUCCUGGAAGGGGGAAUGGCAUGCAGUCUAGGUCUGAUCUGAUCUGAUCUGAUGUGAUUUGAUGACCUGGUGUUGAGUUUUAUGACGGGUUUUCACAGCCGGAGAGAUGUGAAGGUUUUGGAGAGGAGAUCAGAUCUGACAUCACGGAUUUACACUCCUCCUCUGAGCUCAUUCCAUCCAGUGCUGAGGUCUGAGGAGCAAAACCGCUUCAUCUCCAAUCCACAUUUCAACCAGGAUUAAAGGAUAAACUGAGAUGAACCCGGCCAUCUGUUAAAGCAUUGUAUCAGCUUUGAGCGAUGGAUUGUUGGCUGAACCUCAGCAAUAAUCCAGCCAAGAACAUAUCUUUAGGAGAUCAUCCCACGAGAGGCUCGCUGAACCCCAUGGGGAGUACCGAACCCACCGGCUCCUCGUCCACUGACGUCUCGAAUGGACUGAGCAGCAACGUAAGCGUUCACAGAGAAUUUCCAAUGGGACACGAUGCUCAAGAGCCGGACGCUAAAGAUUUCAAGAUAGAGCAAAGGCUGAAGGAAGGCUUUAACCUUAAGGAUAACCUGGCUCUCCUGGAUGAGAGCAUCGCUGAUUUAAACCGCAACUCGAAUUCGGAGAACUUGUGCUUCCGAACCCCUGAUGGAUUCACACUCAAAAUGGAUGAUUUUUCCCCACUGGAUAAAGCAGACUAUUGCUUCAGGUCGUACGAGCAGACCGAAGAGGAUGAGUCUGGGAAGGAGAGACUGAUUGAAGAGAAUACGUUGGAUAUCCUUCAGAGUCUGGACUUACCUGGUUCUCUUUCGGAUCUCAACGAGUUCUGCAUGGCGAAUGACGCCGCUUUUUUUCCUUCCCUGGAGGUGCCGGACGUGGCACUCGCAGACAGCGGGAUGCUCAAGGAUACCAAACAUGUUGCGCUCGGGAAUAACAUGAAUGGGAAUGAUAAAGCACAGCCACAGCAGACUCUGGAACAUAACCUCAGUGUUCCUGUCAUAAAGACGGAGAAAGACACCGACUUUAUUCAGUUGUGCACACCUGGAGUAAUCAAACAAGAAAAUGAGAGGAGAGGUUGCUGUCAGAUGGCAGCAAUGUCUGGGCAUCAUGGAGCGUCCAUCAGUCUGGGCAUGGACAGCCAGUCGUACCACUACGGAGUCAGUAGCUCUUUGCAAGACCAGAAGCCUGUGUUAGGAUUGUAUGGUCCUUUACCAAUUCCCAGUGAGGGCUGGAAUCAUGGAAAUGGAUAUGGAGAUGCAUCAAGGAUGCAGAGCACCAGCAAGGCUGUGUCUCAACCGUGUCCUUCCACCUACACAUACAGUUCACUGCUCAGGCCUGAAGUCAGCCCCAGUUCGUCUGGUUCUGCUCGACCCAAAGGUUCAGCCAGUAAGACCUGCCUGGUGUGUUCAGACGAGGCGUCAGGGUGUCACUACGGCGUUCUGACCUGCGGAAGCUGCAAAGUGUUCUUCAAAAGAGCUGUAGAAGGAUGGAGAGCACGACAAAGCACGCAUGGCCAACACCACUAUCUUUGUGCCGGGAGAAACGACUGCAUCAUCGACAAGAUCCGCAGGAAGAACUGUCCCGCCUGCCGCUUUCGCAAAUGCCUCCAAGCGGGAAUGAAUCUAGAGGCACGCAAGAACAAAAAGCUGAUCAAACUAAAAGUGCAGCAGGCCACACCCGAGUCUCCUCCCACUGCCUCUGAGCAUCAGUCGUCUCUCGUGCUCAAGUCCAUGCCUCAGCUUGUCCCCACCAUGCUGUCGCUGCUAAAGGCCAUCGAGCCUGAGACCGUGUACGCCGGCUAUGACAGCACCAUCCCAGACACCUCCAUACGCCUCAUGACCACCCUGAACCGACUCGGGGGGCGCCAGGUCAUCUCCGCCGUCAAGUGGGCCAAAGCACUGCCAGGUUUCCGGAAUCUGCACCUGGACGAUCAGAUGACGCUGCUGCAGUGCUCCUGGCUGUUCCUCAUGUCCUUCGGCCUCGGAUGGAGAUCCUAUCAACAGUGCAACGGAGGAAUGCUCUGCUUCGCUCCUGACCUCGUCAUCAAUGAGGAAAGGAUGAAGCUGCCCUACAUGGGUGAACAGUGCAAGCAGAUGAUGAAGAUCACCAACGAGCUGGUGCGACUUCAGGUCUCCUACGACGAGUAUCUGUGUAUGAAAGUCCUGCUGUUGCUCAGUACAGUACCGAACGAUGGGCUGAAGAGCCAAGCUGUGUUUGAUGAAAUCCGCUUGUCCUACAUUAAAGAGUUGGGCAAAGCCAUCGUGAAACGGGACGAGAGCUCCAGCCAGAACUGGCAGAGGUUCUAUCAGCUCACCAAGCUUUUAGACUCCAUGCAGGAGAUGGUGGAGGGAUUGCUCAACUUCUGCUUCUACACGUUUGUGAACAAGUCCAUGAGUGUCGAGUUCCCUGAUAUGCUGGCUGAAAUCAUCACCCACCAGCUUCCCAAAAUCAAAGACCGCAGCGUCAAACCUCUUCUCUUUCAUCAGAAAUGACUGCCUUCAGAUACAGACGAUGCCUUAACUUCACCGAGAGCCCACAGCCUUGAGCAGAUCUUCAGCGAUCACGGCUUUCUGAGUGACACUGCAUGGUUUAUUCUGAAUUUUUGAACUCAGUGUCUCUGAAGCUUGCUUUGGAGGGAAAAUAAUGACAAAUGAUAAAACAGAGGACUGGAUUUAUAGAGCGAGAGAGAGAGAGAGAAUACACACACACACACACACACACACACACACAGACACACACUAAGGAACAUCAGAAAAGGGAAAAUGUGCCUUUAAAAAAAAACAAAGCGCUGCGAUAUGGAUUUCUUACUGUAAAUGGCUUACAUGCUUUUUGUGUUGGUGCCUUGUAUCUGUGGUGGCUUUUCUGCUCUCCUUGAAAAGAGCAGUGUUCAGUGUUCUACAGCAGGCAGCUGAGUGAUCCUCAGGAGUGCUGAAAGUCAGGACCCUCGCUCGGAAAUACUGUAGAACGCUUUUUCUCGGUUUUCCGAGGCAGAUCUUCUGCGUGUUGUUCAUGCGGUCGUGUGGUUUUUGUGUUUCUGAAGACAGGCAUCAGGUGACUUUGGAGUAAAGUGUAGGUUCAGCUACAUUCCCUGGGAUUUGAGAUGUUGCAGGUUUUUAUUCUCUGUUGGCUGAACUCAACCAUCAAACACCAAAUGAAAGGUUUUCCAUCUUCAUUUGUUCUUUCGUCUUAGCAGCAGAUCAGCUUCUGAUUCAGACUCAAAUGGGUUCAUGAACAGAUCGAAGCAGGAACUCUGUGAGCUGUGAGUCAGUGAUGAUCCUCACUGCAGCUUCAUCUCUGUCCUGAAACAAUCCUUUUAAUUAGAAUUUGAACAAAAAAAACUUUAAACUGCUUCCUGUUUUUCCACAUUUUGUGAUCCUUAAAAAAAAGUUUCAUUAGUGAAGAUCAGAAGGUUUGUUACCAAACAGUAGUUUUUUUGCACUGCUUGUACUUUAAGUAGAGGCUGCGUGUGUGUGUGUGUGUGUGUGUGUGUGUGUGUGUGUGUUUGUUUGUGUGUGUGCACGUGUGUGUGUGUGU